Molecule: messenger RNA, 324 nt
Organism: Staurois parvus
Lineage: Eukaryota; Metazoa; Chordata; Amphibia; Anura; Ranidae
Source: the annotation of a GenBank genome assembly
AUGUUGAGGGAUGGUAUGAAGCCUGUACAUCGACGCAUAUUAUUUGCGAUGUUAGAAUUGGGCACUCUGCAUAAUAGACCACAUAAAAAGUCUGCUCGUAUUGUGGGAGAGGUCUUGGGUAAAUACCACCCCCAUGGAGAUACUGCCCUGUUUAAUGAUGCUAUGGCACGUUAUGGCACAAGAUUGGGAGCCAUGCGUUAUACUUUAAUUGAUGGACAGGGAAACUUUGGUAAUCAAGAUGGUGAUGGACCCCCUGCUGCUAUGCGUUAUACAGAAGCUCGUUUACACAAAAUGGCAGAGCAAACAAUGUCUGAUUUUAGAUAA